AUGGUGAGAACAAUUUGCUCUGACAAAAAUGGAAUGAAGAAAGGUUCAUGGAGCGAGGAAGAAGAUAACAAGUUGAAAGCUUAUAUUCUUAGAUAUGGCCAUUGGAACUGGCGUAAACUUCCCAAGUAUGCAGGAUGGAGGAUUCGUCUAUCAGGUUUAUCUAGAUGUGGGAAGAGUUGCAGACUACGGUGGAUGAAUUACCUCAAGCCGAAAGUGAAACGAGGGAACUAUAGCCAAGAAGAAGAGAAUAUCAUCAUGAAAUUACAUGAUGAACUAGGAAAUAAAUGGUCAGCAAUGGCUGCAAAAUUACCAGGAAGAACAGAUAAUGAUAUAAAAAACCACUGGCACACUCAUCUGAAGAAACGUGCAAAGCAAAAUGGAAAAUUAAAAGAAACUAGUGAAAGUUCCCAAUCCAUUGGAACUUGCCAGUUUGAACUUGAAGACAGCCAACAGAGAGAUGAUCAAGAAUGGGCACUUGACAGUGUUGUUGACAUUGAUCCAUCCCAGCAAACUUCAGAAAGCUCCUUAUUGCAGGCGGAAAGCUCCGAUUAUGCCUUCAACCAUGCUAUGAAGCAGAACAUGGAUGACAGUAUCACUUCAUCAUCAGAAACAUAUCAUGCGGAUACAAUUGAAACUUUCUGGAAUCAACCAUUUUUGUUAGAAAACGAGACCACUACAAAUGAUGUACGCGCAUCCAUUGUCGAUCACGAGUUUCUCUCUCCAAAUUCUCCUAUUUAUUGUGAGGAACUUCUAUCUAGAUAUGGUUUUUAUUAUUGACCUAUAUAUUAAUGCCUAGAACUGGCAAACCUAUAAAUGUAAACAAAAAUAACCAGACGCAUAAUCCUAUGCUUUAAUUUUAUGCUUCAACUUGGUGGCCUUUCUGGUUGAAAAGGUCGGCCAAGCUUAGGGUGCUUCGUA
This is a messenger RNA of Ilex paraguariensis (yerba mate), 918 nucleotides long. Lineage: Eukaryota; Viridiplantae; Streptophyta; Magnoliopsida; Aquifoliales; Aquifoliaceae. The record is from the annotation of a GenBank genome assembly.